UUCCAACCGCACACCGAACAAGAUGACUCAAACACUGAAGAUCGCUGCUCUCCAGCUGGGAAGCCACUCCAACAAGAGGGAAGCCAUUACCAAUGCAGUGAACCAGAUCCGUACGGCUGCAAAGGACAGAGUUGGUGAUCCUGCCGGAAUGUUGGAAUUCGCCGUACGACACCAAUCAGUUUGCGCAGAAUGCUGAGCAAAUUCCCAAUGGAGAAACCAGCAAGGCUUUGGCGAAGGCAGCCGCUGACAAUAACAUUUACCUGGUUGGUGGAACGUAUCCCGAGGAAGACGGCGGCAAAGUGUACAACACCUGUCCUGUGUGGGGACCGAAGGGCGAGUUCCUGGGAAAGUAUCGCAAGAUGCAUCUGUUCGAGGUGAACAUUCCCGGAAAGGUCAACUUCAAUGAAAAUAAUGCUUUUACUCACGGAAAUCAUUUCUUGAACUUCAACAUCGGUGACUUGAGGGCUGGCGUGGGCAUCUGCUACGAUCAACGUUUCGCUGAAUUCGCUGCCGCCCAUCGUCAACUCGGCUGUGACUUGUUGAUCUACCCGUCACAAUUCGACACCUACACUGGUCCAAUGCACUUCGAGGUCACUGGACAGGCAAGAGCGCUGGACAACAGUAUGUUUGUCGUUAUGUGCUCUAAGGCACGUGACAACUCGCAGCAUUACGCCGCCUAUGGAUACUCCGCUGUUUGCGAUCCUUGGGGUCGCGUAAUGUGUCGCGCCAGAGAGGACCCGGAAAUGUUGAUCGCUGAUUUGGACUUGAGAAUGCUCAACGAUGUCAAGAAGCAGGUGCCGGUUAUUCACCAGAAGAGGAACGAUAUUUACGAGUUGAGGAUCAAGCAGUGAGCAGUUGAGCUAUGAGCGAAGAAACGCACAAACAAACAAAGGGACAAUUGAAACAAAUGGCACAACGAAUUUUACAUUUGGAAAAGAUAAUAAAAUUUUAUUGCAAACUGUUA
Molecule: messenger RNA, 964 nt
Organism: Toxorhynchites rutilus septentrionalis
Lineage: Eukaryota; Metazoa; Arthropoda; Insecta; Diptera; Culicidae
Product: omega-amidase NIT2-like
Exons: 1
Coding region: 360-851 (163 amino acids)
Biological process (GO): L-glutamine metabolic process; oxaloacetate metabolic process
Cellular component (GO): mitochondrion
Molecular function (GO): omega-amidase activity
Source: RefSeq, a predicted model, not a curated record